Molecule: messenger RNA, 1962 nt
Organism: Cricetulus griseus (Chinese hamster)
Lineage: Eukaryota; Metazoa; Chordata; Mammalia; Rodentia; Cricetidae
Source: RefSeq, a predicted model, not a curated record
CGUGACAUCAUCUUUCCGCGACGGAGCGGGAGCAAGCGGUUUUCCGUCCUCUGAGCCGUGACACUGAGGCUAUGGGUAGCCAGGAGGCCCUGGGCCAGGCAGCCCGAUUGGCCUCCUCGGGUCUCCUGCUGCAGGUAUUGUUUCGAUUGAUCACCUUUGUCUUGAAUGCAUUUAUUCUUCGCUUCCUGUCAAAGGAGAUUGUGGGCAUAGUGAAUGUCAGACUAACAUUGCUUUACUCAACAACCAUCUUCCUGGCCAGGGAGGCCUUCCGAAAAGCCUGUCUGAGUGGGGGUGCCCAGCGAGACUGGAGUCAAACCCUCAACCUCCUGUGGCUAACUGUCCCCCUGGGUGUAUUUUGGUCCUUACUCUUGGGCUGGGUCUGGUUGCAGUUGCUUGAAGUGCCUGAUCCAGAUGUGGUCCCCUACUAUGGAGCUGGAGUGGUGCUCUUUGGUCUCUCAGCAGUGGUGGAACUUCUGGGAGAGCCUUUCUGGGUCUUGGCACAAGCACAUAUGUUUGUCAAGCUCAAGGUACUCGCUGAGAGCGUGUCGGUCAUUCUCCGGAGCAUCCUGACAGCUUUUCUUGUGCUGUGGUUGCCUCAUUGGGGCCUGUACAUUUUUUCUCUGGCUCAGCUUUUCUAUACUACCGUUCUGGUGCUCUGCUAUGUGAUUUAUUUAAUAAAAUUACUGCGUUCUCCAGAAUCGGCCAAGCAACUGACUCUUCCUGUCUCCAGAAUAACACAACUGUUACCCAGUAUUACAAGAAGCAGAGCAUUUGUCAAUUGGAAAGAGGCUAAAUUGACUUGGAGUUUUUUCAAACAGUCUUUCUUGAAACAAAUUUUAACAGAAGGUGAGCGAUAUGUGAUGACAUUUUUUAAUGUAUUAAACUUUGGCGAUCAGGGUGUAUAUGAUAUAGUGAAUAAUCUUGGAUCCCUUGUGGCUAGGCUAAUUUUCCAGCCAAUAGAGGAGAGUUUUUAUAUAUUCUUUGCUAAGGUGCUAGAGAGGGAGAAGGAUGCCACACAUCAGAAGCAGGAGGACAUUGCUGUUGCUGCUGCGGUUUUGGAGUCCCUCCUCAAGCUUGCCUUGCUGACUGGCCUGACCAUCACUGUUUUUGGUUUUGCCUAUUCUCAACUGGCUCUUGACAUCUAUGGAGGCGCCAUGCUUAGUUCAGGAUCCGGUCCUGUGUUGAUGUGUUCCUAUUGUUUCUAUGUCCUCCUGCUUGCAAUCAAUGGUGUGACUGAGUGUUUCACAUUUGCUGCCAUGAGCAAAGAGGAGGUUGACAGGUACAAUUUCACCAUGCUGGCACUGUCUUCCUCAUUUUUGGUCUUAUCCUACCUCCUGACCAGUUGGUGUGGCAGUGUGGGUUUCAUUUUGGCCAACUGCUUUAACAUGUGCAUUCGGAUCACACAGAGCCUUUCCUUUAUCCACCACUACUUCCAGAGGAGCCCCCACAAACCCCUGGCUGGCCUGAACCUCUCACCAUUUCUUCUCGGGGUGUUUGCCCUCAGUGGUGGCAUUACUAGUGUUUCAGAGACACUCCUGUGCUGUGAGCAGGGCUGGCCUGCUAGGCUGGCACACAUUGCUGUGGGGACCAUCUGCUUAGGAGUGACCCUUGGGACAGCAUUCUUCACAGAGACCAAGCUGAUCAACUUUCUCAGGACUCAGUUGGGUAGAUCCAGACUCAGUGACAAAAUGACAUGACUUUGAUGAUGCUUUGACUUUUGGUACCUGGACCCACCAUGGAGUGUUUCUUGAAUAGCAUGUGUUGCUGUGCAAAAGUCCUGCUAUGGAGUGAGAGUCACCCCAUAAGUGGGGUAGCAGAGAAGAGACCACCCAGUCAAAGUCUUCCAACCAAAGGAGGGCUUUAAGUGAAGACCAAAAGCCAUUUUGUUAAUGAAUUAGUUCCCUUUGCGUGUGAUUGACCUUUGAAGUUACAUCUUCUAAUAAACUCUGUCUUAGAUGGUAA